AUAAUCCUAUAUACAUUGUAUUGAUUGUAUUGUAUUUAGUAUCUAUACGGUGUAAUUACAGUUGAUAGAUCUGGCAUUGUGUGCAGGAGAGAUUUGUUCUCACGUGACCGAUUUUUUUCAACGAUUUUUUUUUUCUUUUCUUUUUUUGCCAGAGAGUGACAAGACAGCCAAAUCAAAUAUCAAUGACAGUUACAACCAACGAACUAGAUAGAUAGAUUGAAGAACCAUAACUACAAUUACUACGACUCAAGAUGGUGUUGGCAGAUUUAGGGGCUCGACUCAGAGGAGCACUUUCAUCGGUGGAAUCAGGUAGUGAUGAAGAAAUCAAUCAAAUGAUUAAAGAUAUUUGUUCUGCGUUAUUAGAAUCAGACGUUAAUAUUAAAUUAGUGGUUAAAUUAAGAGAUAAUAUUAAAUUAAAGAUUAAAUCAGAUUUAAGUACUAGUGGGAAUAAUAUGAAUGAAAAGAGAAAGAAAUUACAAAAAAUCAUUUAUGAUGAAUUAUGUGGAUUGGUUGAUUCUCAUGAAGAACCUCCAAAACCAACUAAAUUAUCAGUGAAUUCAAGUAAAACUUCAGGUCAUACUGUUACUAAAAUCAUCAAUGGUAAGAAAGUUAAAGUCACUGCUAAUAAGAACAAUGUCAAGGAAUCAUCUUAUGUGAUUAUGUUUGUCGGUUUACAAGGGUCAGGUAAAACUACUUCAUGUACAAAAUUAGCAGUAUAUUAUAAAAAGAGAGGGUUUAAAGUUGGAUUAGUUUGUGCUGAUACUUUCAGAGCUGGUGCCUUUGAUCAAUUAAAACAAAAUGCUAUAAAGGCUUCCAUACCUUAUUUUGGUUCAUAUUUAGAACAAGAUCCGGUAAAGAUUGCUAAUGAAGGGGUGGAAAAAUUUAAACAAGAAAAAUUCGAUAUUAUUAUUGUUGAUACUUCAGGUAGACAUAGACAAGAACAACAAUUGUUUAAUGAAAUGAUUCAAAUCAGUGAAAUGAUUGCUCCAAGUCAAACCAUUAUGGUUAUGGAUGGUUCGAUUGGUCAAGCGGCUGAAUCUCAAGCUAAAGCAUUUAAAGAAUCUGCCAAUUUCGGAUCAAUAAUCUUAACCAAGAUGGAUGGUCAUGCUAAAGGUGGAGGUGCUAUUUCUGCUGUGGCAAUCACUAAGACUCCUAUUAUUUUCAUUGGUACUGGUGAACAUGUUAAUGAUUUUGAAAUUUUUAAACCAUCGACUUUUAUUUCUAAAUUAUUAGGAAUUGGAGAUUUACAAGGAUUAAUUGAACAAGUUCAAUCCUUAAAUUUACAAAAUGAUGAAAAUCAUAAAAAGACAUUGGAAAAUAUUAAAGAAGGGAAAUUCACGUUACGAGAUUUUCAAAAUCAAUUAAAUAAUUUCUUAAAGAUGGGUCCAUUAACUAAUAUUGCAUCUAUGAUUCCUGGUAUGUCGAAUUUAAUGAGUCAAGUGGGUGAAGAAGAGACUUCCGAUAAAAUUAAAAAUAUGAUCUUUAUAAUGGAUUCCAUGACUCAAGAAGAAUUAGAAUCAGAUGGAAGAUUAUUUGUAAAGCAACCUUCCAGAAUCAUUAGAGUUGCUAAGGGGUCCGGUUGUCCUGCGGUUGAGAUUGAAAUGGUAUUACAACAACAUAGAAUGAUGUCCACCAUGGCUAAAUCUGCUGCUGCUGCUAAUCCUGAUGGAACUCCAAGUGGUGGUCCAGGUGGUAUGGGAGCCAAUCCUCAAAUGGCAAGAAUGAUGCAACAAGCUCAAUCGAAUCCAAAUUUCAUGCAACAAGCCAUGAGUAUGUUUGGUGGAGGAGGUGGUGCUGGUGGUCCAGGAGGUCCAGGUGGUAUGCCUGAUAUGGCCUCAUUAAUGAAUAAUCCUGGUAUGAUGCAACAAGCUCAACAAAUGAUGAGACUGAAUCCUCAAAUGAUGCAACAAGCUCAACAAAUGAUGCAAAAUCCUGGUAUGAUGCAAAAAUUAAUGAGUCAAUUUGGUGGAAUGGGAGGUGGUAUGUAAUUAUGAUGACACUCUUUUCUUGAAAUGUUUAUGUAUAUACUUUUCUACACUAUUUUUAAUGUACA
This is a messenger RNA of Scheffersomyces coipomensis, 2053 nucleotides long. RefSeq names its product RNA-binding signal recognition particle subunit (gene SRP54). Gene Ontology annotation, biological process: SRP-dependent cotranslational protein targeting to membrane, translocation; SRP-dependent cotranslational protein targeting to membrane. Gene Ontology annotation, molecular function: ATP hydrolysis activity; GTPase activity; 7S RNA binding. NCBI's taxonomy places the organism in Eukaryota, Fungi, Ascomycota, Pichiomycetes, Serinales, Debaryomycetaceae. The transcript has a single exon. Bases 252 to 1988 code for a protein of 578 amino acids. Gene Ontology annotation, cellular component: cytosol; signal recognition particle, endoplasmic reticulum targeting. The record is from RefSeq and is a predicted model, not a curated record.